AUGGAAUCUGACAUCAUCAAAUAUAGCGUUGAGUCCAACCGGGAAAGUGGUACAGGAAUGACGCAAUCAUCAUCCAUGGAGAUGUUUACAACUGUAGCUGAAAAGCCAAGGAAAUAUAUGCAUUCUUUUCCAACUUAUAUGAACGCAUUGAGCAUGAUUACAGGCGCAGAAGUCCUCAGUGUAAGUAACUCAAUGACACUAACAGGAAUCGUAUCAGCAGUAAUCACUUUAGCCUCUGUUGCAAUUUUUUCAUAUACUUGUACUGCAAUUAUCUUAAAAAUUCGAAGUAAAACCAAUACAGAAAGCAUCAACCAACUCGCGACAACAAUUGUUGGAAGGUGGUUUGGAAAUCUUUACUCAAUUAUUAACUUAUGUUUUACUUUUAGCUGUUUAACUGCUGAUAUAUAUAUAUUGGUGCUGAAUCUGCUAUUGGAUGGGCUGUUCUAG
This is a messenger RNA of Trichomonas vaginalis G3, 447 nucleotides long. RefSeq names its product amino acid transmembrane transporter protein. Bases 1 to 447 code for a protein of 148 amino acids. Lineage: Eukaryota; Parabasalia; Trichomonadida; Trichomonadidae. The transcript has a single exon. The record is from RefSeq and is a predicted model, not a curated record.